CACUACAAAAAUAAAAUGGAGUCGCUGUCUUGAUUUGUAAGGAAUAUUUUCUUUGUUUACGUGUCGAACUUAUUGAACGAAUAUUGAAACAAUCGAUCUUAAACGUGAUCUCGUUUAUGGAACUUUUUCAAAGACAAUUUACCUAAUUCUUAUCAAAAUUGUAUGAAAUGAAUAACGGUGAAAUUGGAGGACCUAGAGGCAGAGGCCGUGGAUGGCAGCAGCCUGAUAACCAGCCAAAGGAGCUUCGCCGGCCGAAGAUCGUUGGUGAUGAUGUAAAAGCCGAGCCUCCUAAGUCCCAACUAUCAGCAGAUGCCAAAGAAUGGUAUCCACCCAAUUACAUACCACAUAGUGUGCCUUCAUAUGGGCCUGAGUCAGUUCCUUACAGGCUCCCACGUUCUUCUGUACAAGAUCGCCUACGACAAGCACAGGACCAAAACCCUUACAACUUUGAUGAAAUGGCAUACUCACUAGAGGAAGCAGAAAAUAUGGAUAUUCGGGAAAAUAUCGCAAACUUAAUCACUGUUAUGUGUGAAAUAACAUUCGACCCUGGCAAGUUUGAUACCCUAUGUGGUCCUCUUGUGGAUUCAUUUGCACCAACAUUAAAUGAUACGAACUACACUAGAGCUUUGGUAGAGGCUAUAGUAAAUCAGUCCAUCGCUGAGGCAAACUUCCGGUACAAUGGUGCCCGACUUUGUUCGAUGUACGACUCUGUUGCUUCUCCUGAAGAGUCUACAUUCCGUGCCUGCUUGCUGGAACGUUGCUCUGCUGAAGAGAAUAAGAUUAUUAAUCGCCUGGAAACAUCAGAAGAAAAUAUGCGUGGAUUUGCUAUGUUCCUUGCUGAGAUAUAUACACAACUAGAAGAUAAUCAGGGAGGAAGAAUUAAAUCUCUAGGGGAAAGUCUCUGCAAAGUGUUACUACACUUGUUAAAUACUGAUAAAGAAACUAACAUCAAAGCUGUAUGUCAACUACUUAAGCUAUCGGGCAUCGCAUUGGAUGCGGACUGUCCGUCGUCGAUGCAGGCGGCGUUCGAGCGGCUGGCGAUGCGUUCUCAACUGGGCUGCGUGCGCGCCGUGCUCGCACUGCGUGCAGCGCGCUGGGGACUCGCCGAGCACGAGCCCGAGCAUGAACAUCAACCGAAUUCCAACGCACCGAUCGCAGACCUGCGCCGUCGCCCGCAAGAUGGUCCGAAUAGUGAUGGCGGAUACCUAGCGGACGGUAAUUCGCUGACCCCUGAAGAGCAAGCGUUCCUUCAAAGCAACCUGCCGCCAUCUUCUAAAAACGCCGCACUCGAUGAUGACAUACUUGAGGAGCUGGAGAACGAAGCGUGGGAUACAGGCAUGGAUGCUGAGAUGCAAGCUGGCUACCUGGAGUUCCUGAGAAUGUCCAAUCAAAUCAAGCGAUAACCGCGCCUACCCCGCACCCUGAGCCUCGCGGGGGACAGACCGAACUGCGUCUUUAUAAAUUAGGACAAUGGUGAAAAACACUAAAAAAAAACAUAAAAUAUUAUAAAACUAUAAAAAGAUAUAAAGGAGUGACCAACCCUGUAAUCACUCUAAGAGAAUGCGUGAAUUUGAAUUAUAUUGCUGUGCGUUGCUGUGAUGACUACUUCUAUAAGAAGUAAGCUCUUAGUAAACUCGAAGGAGUUUCUAUAUUUGUUGUGUAAGGAUAAUAGAAUACCAUACAAAGAAACAUAACAUCACAAUUACUAUUUAAAAUAGCUUCAUUACAACUUCCAUGACGUUUAAGUAUGCAACAAUAAUGCAAUGCGCAUUGCAAUCGUGUUUUUGUCGGGUUUGAUUUUCUGAUGAAGUAAUAACAUGAUUACUUUUAGAGUGGUUAAGCAUUUGGACAUUACUUAUUAAGAACUUUUAAUUUUAUUAUUUGUAGCUUCGAACUAAAGCCAUUUGCAUAAUAAUACAUGUCGAUAUACUUACGUAGCGAUUAUUAUAAUACGAUUAUGGUCUGUUUCGUGAGAACUGAUGUUGUGUUUACGUAUAAUGAGAGUAAAGCAGAGACAUCCUUUUACAGGACUUGUUUUUAACAUUUUUAUUAAUUUAUAUAAAUUAGGUCGAUUAUAUCCUGUUUCUUUUAUAACAUUAAUACGUAAACACUACAAUUGAUAUACACAAUCCAUAGACUAAAUGUAAACAAGUUUAAAUUCUAUUUUUGUCCUAAAUAUUCAUAAAUUUGUUUUUUAUUAAUGAUUUUUUUUGUUCAUAAUUUUAGUGUCGUUUAAUUGUUUAUUAAUUUUAAAUUGCUAUUCCCACCAUUAAAUUAAAGGCCAUACUGAGAGUCAUUGUUCAAUUUCUUGUUUACAUUUCGUCCUCGUCAAAUGAUAUUUAGUGAUCUCAUAUUCUUUUGAUACUUUCACUAAAAUAAUUGAAUAUGGAUAUUAUGGACCAAGUUGAUAGAUAAAUUUGAAACUUUAAAAGUCUUUAAUGCAAAACAUUUAAAUGAAUUUUAUUUCGUUCACACUCCACUUUUUGUGGAUGUACAACAAUAACUGAGCAUGUUAAGUAGUAGUACUUAUUGUGUAUUUUUAUUCUAAAAUAUUUUAUGGUCAUAUAAAAUGGUGAGUACUGUUUUAUAUUAUAAGAAUAAAAUGUGUUAGAAUAAUAAUAUAUAAAAAGUAGAUAAAAUAUUCUAUUUUCUUCUUAUCCAAUUUUUUAUUUAAAUGAACAUAAAACUUUGAUGUUGCAGACUACAUUUGGUACGCUCAAACUUCUGUUAAGUCCUUCUAUCUCUCCUUUUAGUGCUAUUUUCCUGCAUUCUUUCUUCAUGUUCCUCCAUCAUUCUCUCUUGGUGUAUAUGUGCUAUUAAGUGUGUGAGUGUGUUUAUAUAAAUAUAUAUUCGCGUUUAUAUAAAUAUAUAUUCGCGUUUAUAUAAAUAUAUAUUCGCGUUUAUAUAAAUAUAUAUUCGCGUUUAUAUAAAUAUAUAUUCGCGUUUAUAUAAAUAUAUAUUCGCGUUUAUAUAAAUAUAUAUUCAUGUUUAUAUAAAUAUAUAUUCGCGUUUAUAUAAAUAUAUAUUCGCGUUUAUAUAAAUAUAUAUUCGCGUUUAUAUAAUUAUAUAUUCGCGUUUAUAUAAAUAUAUAUUCGUGUUUAUAUAAAUAUACACAUAAUAGUACUGCGCCGCCUACCCUUUGUCUUUUUUCUCAACGUCCUCUACCCAACAGGUUGGCUGGAAGAGAUUGCUUAGAGAUAAGGCUGCCUUUUGUAUCAUUUAUUUAAAUGGCGCAAUAAAGUGUAAGUAAAUAAAUAAUAUACAAUGUGAAAAUAUAUUUGACCGUACAAUCAAGCUAGAUUGGAUUGUAUACAAUAUUUAGGAAAAUAUUACAAUUCCUGGUAUAACUAUGGCUAAGUAUGUAUACAUACUUAUGUAUCUACAGAAUUCCAAAAUAAUUAGAAGAAAUAAACUGUUACUGGUUUUGAAUUCUACCGUUACCCAGUGAUAAUGUUGGUGUCAGUUUAUAAGUAGUUUUCUGUUGCAAUUCGUAUUCUCAGGUUUAACUUCUUAAAAAUGUAAAUGGUUUGGAAUAAAAGCAAAAUAGCUAAAUUUAGUAGUAAUACGAGUAUAUCAAUUUUGAAAUUGAUAUUUUUUUUGUUCAAUGUACUGGGUUUGGAUUCCCAAGCACUUGCGUUUGCGCUUUUAGUGUACGCUCGCGUAUGCCAAGGUUUGCAGUCGAUUAGGUAAUUAUAUGGGUAAAGAAUUUGGGCUUCAUCAUUAGGUGGGUACUGAGAGUAUGACUUUUAAGAUAACCUUUCUGAUGAGGAUCAAUGGGCGAUGAGUCAUUAUUGUAAAUUUCACGAUUUACAGGUUAAACAGUUGAUGGAGUCGAUAGAAAAUUUUGGAGAAGGUUCGAGACCUUAUGAAGAGGGUGAUUUUGACAGAUAUUAAAGGGGCGCACUUUUUUGUCAUUAUCCGAAUAUCAAUAAAGUGAUUGAGAUAAUUUGUUUACAUAUAUGUGUAAAUAUAUUUUAUGUUAACUACAUACAUACAUAUCUAUCACGUCUGUCUCCCACUAAGAUAGACAGAAACAAUAGUAUACAAAAUGCUCCAAUUCAAACAAGCCUUUUUCACUUCCUCCACAUUCAUCAAUCUUUUCCUACACGCUCGCCGGUUACGGGUACUUUAAUAAUUUAAUAUGGUCUAGCACGUCGCCCAUUUGGUCGACAUAUAUCCGUCUAGGGCGGUCCCUAUCGACAUUUCCAUUAAUUAUUGCUCAAUAAAUCCCUCGUAGUUCUACUUUUAUCCGUCCUCUCCAAAUGGCCAAAUCAACGCAAUAGUCUCUUUUCAAUUUUUGUCACUACAUCGUCUUUCAAUCCACAAUUCUUUUUGAUCACACUGUUUCUCACUUUAUCUUUUAAUGUAAUACAACACAUACUUCUCAGAGAUCUGAUUUCUACAGCAUUUACUUCCAUGCUUCUUCCGCCGUACCCACGAUUCGCUUCCAUACUUAGUGUUGUUGUCAGUAUUCCCUGAAUUAUGGCAAAGUGAGCUCUAUACAAUCCUUCAUAUUUAAUAGUAAUGCACCGUUAACUCUGUUUCCUGCUUUCACUCUCUUCAAUAUCUCGGUCACACUUUCCAUCCCUCGUAAACAAUGAACCCAAAUAUAGAAAUUCACUGGUUCCACUCUUUCAUAUCCUAUCAUUAUCUGACAUGUUAAACUUUCAUUCCUCUCAAAAACCUUCGUUUUAAAAAUAAUAAAAUAAUUAAUAUGUAAAUUGCUUGGUUCAUAAUAUAAAAAAAUGACAAAUAUCAAAAUAUUUUGUACACGUCCUGUAACAUCGUCUGUCGUCGUGUUUUUACACCUGUCUUUAUAAGAACUUCCAUUCCAUUGGAUCAAAUGAUAAAAUACAAUUUUGAAUGUAUGUACCUAUAUUGUUUUAUAAUUUAAAAGGCUGACAAUUGAAACAAUGAUGUGAUUUGAUAUUUUUGGAUUCAGCAUCCAGUGUUCUUUUUAGUAAUCUCUUUUAACAAUCUUCGAAAUCGUAUGCAAUAAUCUUAUAUAAAUUAUUUUUAAUUUCAUGAUAAUUUUAUUUUGCACAAACCUUUUUUACUAGGUGCCGCAGGUGACUCCCAACUGAAAGACAAAUCAGUUUAUGGCAUUUCCUUAAAGACAAGAGUCACUAAAGCAACUGAAAUGCCAAAUUUGUUACAAUUUAUGUUAAACUUUGUUGUGAUUAAAAUUUGCCUAUUCGAAAUGAGUGAGACAGAAUGAGUCUUUAGAGUGCUAUAAUGGAUUUUAAUCAAGAACCUAAUUGCGGUUAAUAAAUAAUAUAAUCUAUAGUGGUACCAACAUUCAAUUCAUCAAUAGCAAUAACUUUAAUAAUGCUAAUAAAAUAGACAGUUCAUAGAGAGUGCUAAUGAAUUACACGUUUUUGAAUAUAUUUAUGCAAUACAAUUUUAUUUAUUUGAAGCAAUUAGGAAAAUGUUUAUAAUAUUCCAUUGUAUUUUUGUUGCAGUGAUAUUAUGAAUGUUAUAAGAAUAAAUGGAUAUUUUAAUAAAAGUCAUUUAAAUAAUAA
Galleria mellonella (greater wax moth) is the source of this 5522-nucleotide messenger RNA. It is a transcript of the gene Paip1, whose product is annotated as polyadenylate-binding protein-interacting protein 1. Gene Ontology annotation, biological process: regulation of translational initiation. The record is from RefSeq and is a predicted model, not a curated record. NCBI's taxonomy places the organism in Eukaryota, Metazoa, Arthropoda, Insecta, Lepidoptera, Pyralidae. The transcript has 8 exons. The coding region runs from base 168 to 1403 and encodes 411 amino acids. Gene Ontology annotation, molecular function: translation activator activity.